Molecule: messenger RNA, 1016 nt
Organism: Moneuplotes crassus
Lineage: Eukaryota; Ciliophora; Spirotrichea; Euplotida; Euplotidae
Source: the annotation of a GenBank genome assembly
AUUAUUAAUAAAUUAAAUAAUCACCAUGCUUCAGCAAAACAAUAUCUCAACUGAAAGUUCAAACCCACUUCAAAUCAUUCAUAAAGAAUCACCAAACAACAGCUAUGAUUUCGCUGGAUUUCAUAAUCUUCAAAAUUUUGAAGGGUUUUCACACGACUUUGACACCCAUUGGCCAACAGCAAAUGAUAGGCACUUCAAUAUUGGGAUGAAUGAAGGCUAUCAAGCUAUUCCUUCAUUGAACUCAGUUUAUGGCCAACUCUAUUCUGCAAACGAAAGUGGGGUGUUAAAUCCGAAUUUACACCAAGAUAUGGCCUUAUCUACACAGCAAUAUGGAUAUCCCUAUGAUGUAUACAGCCAACUUGCUUUGGCUUCAAUGGACUUAUCUGGGUACUGUCUGUGUGGUUUGAAUGGCUCUGUUAAUAUGAACGGUCUCAAUUCAUAUUUAGCUACACCCUCCAAACACGAAAAAUCUUCUGAACAAAGAAAAACUAGGUGAACUCCUAAGACUGAAAGCGAAAGUACUACUCUCAAAGGAUACAGGUUCAGGUUCAGACACGAGACUAUCAACGGACGCAAGAGAAAGAUCAUUCAGUGUCAGUAUGAUGGCUGCUCUAAAGAGUUCACCAAGACCUGGAGCUUCUUGUAUCAUGCAAGAAUGCAUGAAGGCGAAAAGCCUUUCGAAUGCAAGAUCUGCGAGCGCAAGUUCAGCCAGAAGAGCAACCUGACCAAGCAUAUGAAGCAUCACAUGCUGACCACCAUCAGCCAAAGAAAGUUGUUCAAAUGAAGGCUGUGUCCGAAGGGGUACACUGAGAGAUACAACUUAAGAAAGCAUCUCAAGGCUGUGCAUAGAAUAACCACAAACAGAGACUUGACCCUCACUGGACAUCAGCCAGCAAGCAAUUAGGAAAAUAAGGAGUUCCAAAUAUCAGGAAAUCAGAGUCGCCCAAACCAGGUUUAAUUAAUUCAUGAUCUCUAAUAAUUCUUGAUCUAAUUGACCCUUAAGUUUGAGCCCUAUC